This is a messenger RNA of Neocloeon triangulifer, 2448 nucleotides long. RefSeq lists its product as uncharacterized. The coding region runs from base 4 to 2247 and encodes 747 amino acids. The record is from RefSeq and is a predicted model, not a curated record. Gene Ontology annotation, cellular component: Fanconi anaemia nuclear complex. Lineage: Eukaryota; Metazoa; Arthropoda; Insecta; Ephemeroptera; Baetidae. The transcript has 7 exons. Gene Ontology annotation, biological process: interstrand cross-link repair.
GCCAUGGCAUCUGCACAUGUGCCGUGGAGGUCACCACAAGGGUACGCUGCCCAGCCACCCAUAAAUUGUGGCCCUUCUUACGGACAUACAGAAAAUAGAGCAAAAUUCCAUCAUCCAGCAUGGCCCGAAGGAACUCCACCCACCCCCGGACAGGAGAUGGCGCCAAACCCUCUGCAAAAUGGAAACAAUGGACCAGUUCUCAACUCAGGAGGUUUUGGACAGACUUACGCAGGAGGUCCGGCUCCUCCGGGAGCUGUAGUAACGUUGGAGGAAAUCAUUCAGCGUGUUUUCCAGCAUGUCACGCUGCAAUUCUCAAAUCAGCUCAAAAUUCAGAAUGACCAACUUGGCGAAAUGUUCAGUAAAACAGUAUCUUUGAUGCAGGAGGAAUUCGAAAAGGAACGUUUGUCCUGGAAGGAGAGAGAUGAGAAGCACGAGGCUAAGCUGAGGGAGCUUGAGCGGAAGGUCCUUUUCUACGAGAAGAAUGCAGAAAAUGAGUCGAGCGGUACAGAUAACAGACGGAGGCAAUUUCACGGCAGGUAUCAGAGAGGUUAUUAUCCACCAAUUGCUCCUCUGACAAAGGCUGAUGACACACCCUGCGUGAACCAAUACAUCGAUCGCUCUGCCCAACUCGAUGAGGCCCUGAAGAAUGAUGAGUCGCUCGCAGUGGAGGGAGCCAAGGUCAAGUUUGUUGAACAUCAAGGGGUCAGUCUACUGGAUGCCAAGCAAGAGAUAAAGGCACACGCCAUAGCCUCUGAUCUCUGGACCAGCAUGGGGGCUGCACAAGAGGUUACGGCGGCGGUGGGCAAACCGAAAGCUGAGCCGGGAAAGACUGAAAUAGGCGGAAUCAUCAGAGAGAAGACUGAAAAGUACGGUACUGUGUUUCACGUGGUAACUAAAAUGAGGUCCCCCCACAAGUUGCACAAAGCACCUGAGCCUUUCCUAAAGGGAGUGAAGACUGCAUUUGCUAAGCUGGCCCAAGUCAUUCGAGAGGAAGAGAUUGAUGAGAUUGCAAUGACCUACAUGUGCAGUGGCAUGGACAGGCUGCAUCGCCUCUGGGUCUUGGACACUCUGUACGAAGAACUUCGAGAUGUCCCUGUCACUGUUCAUCUGUACAACAAGUAUGUCUCCAAACGCUGGGGAAACUGUGGGAAUUUGUUCAACCCAAAGGAGGCCGGAGAGGAAGAAGAAGAGACUGGAGGGAAGCCGGAUGACGGAGAGCAGCUAAAUGAUGCCCCUAAUUCGCAGACUGUUGCACCCAGGGAGAGAAGCAAGCGCAACUGUGGUGCUCCUCCUUGGUGGUUGUCUCAGCUUGUGGACAAGAUUCCCAACCAAAUUUUCCACGGCUUCGCGGAAAGCCUUCUCGAAAUCAAACUGACGUCUGCCCCCAUCAGCUCGUACCGAGCUCUCGUCGAACAGGCAGAGUGGAAGGAGGGACUUGCAAGUUUCAGAAUUUUGCUUGAUUCACUUGGCUCUUCCGCUGAAGCCCUGAACGUCCUGGUCAAAGUCAUUAAUAAUGCCCACGAAGUCAAUUGGAAAACUUUGCUUAUUUGCGUCUCGACAUACGUGCGCCUGUUUCCAGAUGGAGACAAAAAACUAUCAGACUUGAUCUCUACUUGGCUGUCCGAGUCUUUGGCUGGCGAAGACCGAGAAACUUUGCUGCUAGCAUUUCUCGUUUCUCGACAGUUGAGCCACACAAUCCCAUCUUCUCCCUACGCGUCGUGGUUCAGGAAAACGUUCAACCAUCAAAACACCCCUUGCAAAUCCAACCAUCAGUUCAAGUUCCUGCUUGACUUUUUGAGCUACCUUGUCCAGUAUGAUUCACUUGUGUACUUGAAAACUCAUUACGAUCUGCCACCCUAUGUACCAAACAACAUGAAGUCAUUGCUCCAGGACUAUCAGAAAGUUGCUUAUACCAGAAUGCAAGACUUGAGGGAUACUAGUGAAAAUUUAGGCAUUUUCCCUCCUGAUCGAAAAUUGAAGUCAAUUGAUGAACAAGUUGAGUAUGAUUUGGACAAGGCCAUUGAAUACUACGAGACAAACAAGAAAGUUCAUGACCUCAUCUUCAAGACCUCUAUUUGUAGAAAGAAGUACUUUGAGACCAAUUUCCUUCCAGCCCUACUGAAGCCUAGAGCUGGAAUCAAGCCAAAUGAUGCCCAAACGCGCCUAGUGGACAACAUGUUGAAAGCGAAUAAGAUAAGUAAAACUCAAUUCGAAGCGUUUCAUGCGUUGUGUAUUCAGAAGAUGUGAGAGGCUUUGUUAAUAUUUUCUCAGAUAUUCCUUUAUUGAAGAACUUUAUAAAUCAGAGUUUAUAUAUAUUUGGAAAAUGAGGAUGCUUAAUAAAACAGCAUUCGUUUUCAAUACAUGCGGUUUCCACCUGAAUUUUUUUAAUUUUGUGAAUGAAACACGUAUUUAUACAGCACGACUGCUAGGCCUUCUUGGAAACACGGC